Molecule: messenger RNA, 1608 nt
Organism: Rasamsonia emersonii CBS 393.64
Lineage: Eukaryota; Fungi; Ascomycota; Eurotiomycetes; Eurotiales; Trichocomaceae
Product: Glycine hydroxymethyltransferase
Exons: 5
Coding region: 1-1608 (535 amino acids)
Biological process (GO): folic acid metabolic process; L-serine catabolic process; tetrahydrofolate interconversion
Cellular component (GO): cytoplasm
Molecular function (GO): serine binding; cobalt ion binding; glycine hydroxymethyltransferase activity
Source: RefSeq, a predicted model, not a curated record
AUGUCCUUGAAUCGCUGCAGCAGGCAGGCGUCGAGGCUGCUGCUGUCCGGUAGCUCCGCCAGAGCUAGAGCUACCACCGCUCGCUGCAGAUGUCAGACUGACUACCAUCCCUCUAGAAUCGCCCUGCAGAGACGUAAUGUAUCUGACAGCCAUGAUGGCCAACAGAAGCUGCUCUCCACCCACCUCGAGGAAGCCGACCCCGCGGUGUACAAUAUCCUGCAAAAGAGUGAACAGGAGAAAAAACGCCAAAAGCAUUAUAUCAACUUGAUUCCGUCGGAGAACUUUACGUCUCAGGCCGUGCUGGAUGCGUUAGGUAGUGUCAUGCAAAACAAAUACUCCGAGGGAUAUCCCGGAGCACGAUAUUACGGAGGCAACCAAUUCAUCGACGAGGCCGAAUCGCUAUGCCAGCAGCGUGCCUUGGAAACCUUCCGACUCAACCCGGAAGAGUGGGGUGUCAAUGUGCAACCGCUGUCCGGUUCCCCCGCCAACCUGUAUGCCUACUCUGCGCUUCUUAACACUCACGACCGUCUGAUGGGACUCGAUCUGCCCCAUGGAGGACACCUGUCACAUGGAUACCAGACCCCGACGAAGAAGAUCUCCUUCGUCUCCAAGUACUUCGAAACGGUGCCAUAUCGUCUCGAUGAGACGACUGGUCUUAUCGACUACGACGGCCUGGAGGAACUCGCCCUCUUGUACCGUCCCAAGUUGAUCGUGGCCGGCACGUCCGCCUACAGCAGAUUGAUCGACUAUGCACGAAUGCGCCGAAUUGCAGACAGUGUGGGGGCCUAUCUGCUGAGUGAUAUGGCCCACAUUUCUGGUCUUGUCGCCGCCGACGUGAUUCCCUCGCCCUUCCCGCACUCGGAUGUUGUGACGACGACCACUCACAAGUCAUUGCGCGGGCCGCGUGGCGCGAUGAUCUUCUACCGCAAGGGCGUCCGCCGUACGGAUAAGAAGGGGAACCAGGAAAUGUACGAUCUGGAAGGCCCGAUCAACGCGUCGGUUUUCCCCGGUCACCAAGGCGGGCCGCACAACCACACUAUCACGGCGCUGGCGGUUGCCCUUCGCCAGGCCCAGACGGAAGAGUUCCGGACCUACCAGGAGACGGUGCUCGCCAAUGCCAAGGCGCUGGCCGAAAAACUGGGCAAUCCCGUCAACAAUGGCGGGCUGGGAUACAACAUCGUGUCCGGGGGGACCGACAACCACUUGGUUCUGGUCGACCUGAAGAAUCGCGGCGUCGAUGGCGCCCGGGUCGAGCGGGUGCUGGAGCUGUGUGGAGUGGCAGCCAACAAGAACACGGUGCCGGGUGACAAGUCGGCCUUGAAGCCGGGUGGACUGCGUCUGGGAACACCGGCGAUGACGACCCGAGGCUUCCAGCCGGAGGAUUUCCACCGGGUGGCCGGGAUCGUGGACCGGGCAGUGAUCAUUACGCAGAAGCUGGACAAGGCGGCGAAGGAGAGCGCGGAGGCGAAGGGGGUCAAGAACCCGGGCAGCCUGAAGGCGUUCUUUGAGUAUGUGGGCGAUGGGGAGGAGAUUUCGGACAUUGUGCUGCUGAGACAGGAGGUGGAGGACUGGGUGGGGACGUUUGAUUUGCCAUGGAAGGACGAGUGA